AUUUCUAGAAGCGGCUAAACAGUUCUCUAGAACGCACCAUCAUCAUUGAACGAAGGAGAAGGGAAGGAAAGAUUUUAGCAAGCAAUUUCUCUGAUUGUAGUUUUGUACCAAACGAAAGAUCAAAUGUCGCUGUAUUAUCGAUGGAAGAACUUCGAGGAGGAGGAGGACAGACCCGACAAACCUCGGAGAUUCGGUGUCACAGAGAUUAGAACUCCCCAUUACACUAUCCCCACACAAAACGUCCUUGAGGAUAUAUUUGAGUCGAUGGGGCAUUUUGUUGAUGGGGUGAAGUUGGCUGGGGGAUCGCAUAGUCUCAUAUCGAAAUCUGUUAUCAAAGACAUGAUUGAGAUGGCUCACAAGCAUGAUGUGUAUGUGAGUACUGGUGAUUGGGCUGAACAUUUGUUUCGUGGAGGUCCAUCAGCUUUCAAACAAUACAUUGAGGAUUGUAAGCAGGUGGGAUUUGACACGAUCGAGCUCAAUGUGGGAUCCCUUGAAGUUCCAGAAGAAACUCUUCUAAGAUAUGUGCGCUUAAUUAAGAGUGCAGGCCUCAAAGUCAAGCCUCUAUUUGCAGUAAAGUUUAACAAGUCUGACAUUCCCACUGGCCGUGAUAGAGCUUUUGGGGCUUAUGUUGUCCCUGCACCCCGAUCGAACGAAUUUGUUGAAGAUGUUGAUCUCUUGAUUAGAAGGGCUGAGAGAUGCUUAGAAGCUGGGGCAGACAUGAUAAUGAUUGAUGCAGAUGAUGUUUGCAAACAAGCUGAUUCUGUUCGGACUGACAUAAUUGCAAAGGUCAUUGGACGUCUAGGUAUCGAGAAGACCAUGUUUGAAGCAUCAAAUGCUAGAACCUCUGAGUGGUUUGUCAAGUGUUAUGGCCCAAAGGUUAACCUUUUUGUAGAUCAUUCUCAAGUAAUGGAUCUGGAGUGCCUUAGGGGACGUAACUUGGGUAAAAAUCAUGCAUCUGUUUUAGGUUCAUCAUAUUUUCCUUUCUGAGUGGUUUUUAAUUUUAGCUACAUGCAUAUCUUGUUAAAGCUGGUUAUGUUUGCUGUUUAAACUUUGUAACGUGUGUAAAAUUCUGUAUCAUUUGUUCACCAUAAACAUAAAAAACAGUGAUGCAUGCUUGAAUUUGCUGCAA
Molecule: messenger RNA, 1129 nt
Organism: Mangifera indica (mango)
Lineage: Eukaryota; Viridiplantae; Streptophyta; Magnoliopsida; Sapindales; Anacardiaceae
Product: protein HEAT-STRESS-ASSOCIATED 32
Exons: 5
Coding region: 124-987 (287 amino acids)
Source: RefSeq, a predicted model, not a curated record